GUUAGCAUUCUCCACAAUACAUUAUACAUACAAUCACCAAGCUUAAUCUAAAAUGAAUUUUCGUGUUUUUAUCAUGUUUUCUUUCCUAGUAUCUCUCUCUUGUGCUACUAUUAUUUCCGACUAUUGUGUUGGAGACUUGAGCCAACCAGAUGGUCCGGCAGGAUACCCUUGUAAGGACCCUGCUAAAGUCACAGUUGAUGAUUUUGUUUAUUCUGGUUUGAGAGUGGCUGCUAGCAGCGCGAACCCUUUCAAAUUUGGUGCAAAUAAUGCUACUGUUACCCAGUUCCCGGGUUUGAAUGGUAUGGAUAUUUCCAUAACACGGGCAGACUUGGAUGUAGGCGGGGUUGUACCAUUGCACACACAUCGUGUGGCCGAGCUAAUCAUAAUAAUACAAGGAACGGUAAUUGGAGGGUUUAUUGACACGAAAAACACUGCAUACUAUAAAACUUUAAGCAAGGGAGACAUAAUGAUCUUCCCACCAACACUACUACACUUCCAAAUUAAUGUAGGAUCAACACCGGUUCUUGCAUAUGCUACUUUCGCUAGUGAAAAUCCCGGUUUCCAGGCAGUGGAUCUCGCUUUGUUUCGAAGCAGCCUACCUUCGGAACUUAUUGAGAAGGUUACUUUGCUGGAUGAUGCACAAAUCAACAAGUUAAAGAAAUUGUUGGGUGGCACUAAUUGAUCAAUUAAAUUAUUUGUGCCUUUUGUAUUUGGAAAGAAAAAGAAAUUGAUCAAACUUUAGUUUUAUUUCUUUCACGCUUAAUUUUUGUAAUUUCUGUCCAACGAACUAACGUCCAUUAUUCUUGAUGACUGAUGGAGUUUAUUCUUAAUGUUUUACUAAUGGCUUUCUUUGUUUUGA
Messenger RNA from Chenopodium quinoa (quinoa), 859 nucleotides. RefSeq names its product auxin-binding protein ABP19a-like. Gene Ontology annotation, cellular component: cell wall. The coding region runs from base 53 to 682 and encodes 209 amino acids. NCBI's taxonomy places the organism in Eukaryota, Viridiplantae, Streptophyta, Magnoliopsida, Caryophyllales, Amaranthaceae. The transcript has a single exon. The record is from RefSeq and is a predicted model, not a curated record. Gene Ontology annotation, molecular function: manganese ion binding.